Guillardia theta CCMP2712 is the source of this 408-nucleotide messenger RNA. RefSeq lists its product as hypothetical. The coding region runs from base 1 to 408 and encodes 135 amino acids. The record is from RefSeq and is a predicted model, not a curated record. The transcript has a single exon. Lineage: Eukaryota; Cryptophyceae; Pyrenomonadales; Geminigeraceae.
AUGAGGAUGAUGCGUGCUUUCUCGCAUCUCUCGUUGAGGAUCAUCUCCGCCGCCCUGUUCUUCGCGCAAUAUGCCUACUGCGCGGGUACCAUGUCCUUCCCGCUGGGGAACCCCGAUGCGGGCUUCCUCGGAUUGAAAUCACGAUCUCAAGACGCCAACAGCAUCUUGAAUUUUCCUCAGCAAUUGAAUAAGGCAAACCUGGGAGAAAGAUUCCACAUGGCAAAGGCGGCGGUGGCCAAGGCUGUCGCCUCCAAGAUGGACUUUGAGAAGUAUUCGAAGCUGUUUGCUGCCGGAGGCUUCUGCGCAUCCCUCACGCACUUGGUGACGGUCCCACUUGAUGUCGUCAAGACGAGGCUGCAGGUGCUGCAGGAGGACGAGGGUUCACGUCAUGACCUCCCAUCCAGGUGA